AUGGCAAUAAAAUAUUAUAAAAAAGCUAUAAAUAUUGAGCUUGAAUAUGAUGAAUUUGAUACAAGUCCAAGUUUAGCAAUGACAUAUAGUGUAUUAGGAGAAAUAUAUUUUGAAAAAGAUGAUUUAACAAAUACUUUAAUUAAUUUGAAUAAGGCUUCAGAAAUUGGUAAUAAUUCAACUCUAUUCACAUUAUCUAAUCUCAUUAAAGUUUAUAUAAAAAAAGAGCAUUAUACAAGUGCAUUAAUCUAUAUUCAUUAA
Rotaria sp. Silwood2 is the source of this 258-nucleotide messenger RNA. The record is from the annotation of a GenBank genome assembly. NCBI's taxonomy places the organism in Eukaryota, Metazoa, Rotifera, Eurotatoria, Philodinida, Philodinidae.